CUGGAGGAGUGGAGCGGGGUUAGGGUUGGAUUAGAGAGGAGACCAUAGGCAAUGGAUACAUGAUGCGCGAAUUUCAUGUUCUACGUGACGCUGCACUUUUUGGUCGUUCUGUGUGACAGUAACGAGGAGGGAACUAGGUGCUAUGGCGUCGGGAACAAGCAGUGUCCCGCAGUCAGCCGAGAGAGAAAUGGUUGACGAUAACGAGGAAGAAGUUGAGGACUGGGAAGACUGGGAUGGCGAUGAUGAGGAGCAGGAGGAACUAGAGGAAUGUAAAUGCCUGUUUUGCGAUGAGACGUUGACUUCUGCCGCGUCUGUUUUCGUUCACUGUGCCGAGCAGCAUUCGUUCGACUUCGUGCAGCUCAGACGAAGCCAACGCUUAGGGUUUUAUGAUUGUCUGCGCCUCAUCAACUAUAUUAGGUCCAAGGUAGCAGCCAAAACACCACGCGAUGCGCUUUUGGAAGAUUUGAGAGCUUCUACAGGGACCGAAAAAUCUGAAGAAGGCAAAACUGCACAACAUGUGGCUGGAUUCCCUUGGAGUGACGACAAGUUCUUGACUCCAUUCUUGCCUAAUGAUACACUGCUCUAUACAUUCGAUGACGGGGAAGAAGAGGAUUUUGAGGAUUUGGAAACAGUGGUUAAGUCAAAGGUGAUAGCAGAAGGAGAGGGGACUAAAAUGGAAAGCAGGUCGGACAAGAGUGAUGACUCUGUAGUUGCAGAGCUGUCGGACGGUAUCAGAGAGCUUCUGUUAACAACUACCCCUGAGAUUGCAGCUCAUGCAUCAGCUUUACUUGCCGAGGAAAUGUCAAAAGCAGAGAAUUCUCAGUUGAUAGACGAGGCAGAUAUUGAUGAUGACCGAGCAAGUGAUGGCGAAGUUGCUGCCAACCGGGAUCUUGUGAACUUCAAUGAUGUUGCUAAUGAGCCCCGUGACGCUAACGGGACUUCUGUUAGUUCGGAGAGUGCUUCUGAAGGUAAACUGAGAAAAAAGAAGUCUAAGGUUACUUUCGCUACUGUGGCUGAGAAGGAAAAGCUCAACAUCAAUCGUUCUUACUUUGGUUCCUACAGCGGAUUUGGUAUACAUCGAGAAAUGCUGGGAGAUAGAGUACGAACGGAGGCAUAUCAAGCGGCCCUCAUGGAGAAUCCUUCUCUUAUCAAAGACGCUGUUGUGAUGGAUCUGGGAUGUGGGACAGGGAUUUUGAGUCUUUUUGCAGCCAAAGCAGGGGCAGCGAAGGUGAUUGCUGUUGACGGAAGUGAGAAGAUGACAGCCGUAGCCACUCAGGUUGCAAAAGUCAAUGGACUACUGGAUGAGAGUGCUUCAAACACGGAAGGGACGACUCGGACUGGUGUGAUGACUGUCGUAGCGGGCAUGAUUGAAGAACUAGAUUCGUCGAUGCCAGUAGCUGAACAUAGCGUUGACGUGCUAGUCAGUGAGUGGAUGGGAUAUUGUCUACUAUUCGAAUCCAUGCUCGGUUCUGUCCUUUACGCCAGGGAUAAGUGGUUAAAGCCAGGUGGAGCGAUGCUUCCUGAUACGGCAACCAUGUUUGUGGCAGGUUUCGGGAAAGGUGGCACAAGUCUCUCAUUCUGGGAGAACGUGUAUGGGUUUGACAUGCAAAGUGUAGGUGAAGAAGUUUUGUAUGAUGCAACGUUACAUCCAAUUAUUGAUGUAAUAAACGCCAAGGAUGUGAUCACCGAUUCAUGUCUCAUCAAGGAAUUUGACCUUCUGAGCAUGAAACAUGAAGAUGUUGAUUAUACAGCGGAUUUCCACGUAAAGUUACCAAGGAGGAAAGCACUUGAAUCUGAUGGAACAGGUUCGACACAAGUAGAUGAUUCAAGCAAGAUUGUCUGGUGUUACGGUUUGGUGGUAUGGUUUGAUACGGGCUUCACUAGCAGAUUCUGCAAAGAAAAAUAUGUGAACCUGACAACUUCUCCGCACACACCAAAAACUCAUUGGGCACAGACUUUGCUGACAUUCAAGGAGCGAAUCGCUCUUUGCGUGGAAGACGAUAAUCUGAACCUUGAUGGACUGGACAAAGAUACAGUGGGAUCAGAAAACUUUCCCGCUUACAGCAUAAGUGGACGCAUCAGUAUAGCACGGAGCUGUAGAUUUCGUAGUAUUGAUAUAUCUUUGGAGACGAACGCUUCGGGAGCAGGAGGCGCUGUGAAGUCAUGGCCAGUGCAAAUGUUUGACAUAUAGUUUCAAUGAGACAGGUACUACGAUGACGGUUGUUUAUCGUUUGUUGCAACCCUUUGUAAAUUACUUGCACCUUCUUGAGGUGAAAUUUUUGACACAUACAAGUCGUAGUUGAGGUAUUGAAUUAAGAAUCUAAUUGCAUCAGGAGUUUUUAUUAAGCUGAAGCAUGAAACUGAGGCUAGGCCCAUUAUGGCCUUGUUAUAAGUUAUAGAUGAUGCAGUGCAAGUCUGCAUUGUGUGAUCAAUCAUUGAUUCUAGUAAAAAUCAUGGAUCUUACUCAUAUGAGUGUCUUUACAAGGCAUAUGUUGGAAUAAGUUUGUGAGGAAGCGUAAGCCUACAGACCCCUACGUAUCAAAUAUAAUACUUUUGAUCCGGGGUUCAUAUACCAAAUCAAUUGUUAGUUGAUAAUCAUAAUCUUGAAAAUCCAGUUGUAUCUUCAGUUAAUGGACAUCAAAUCAUCCCUUCGUCUGGUCCAUUAGAUUGUUUGCCGAUUCUUGUAGAUCCUCAGCCAAGUUAAGAUGUGAACCACUAUUUAGAAUAUCCUCCCCCGAUUCGACGUGAUUGAUGUGAAGCAUGUGGUUCGUUGUGAUAUACUGAGGUUUACUGUUUUGUAUUUAGUCCAUUUAGAUUCCAGAACCUUUUCACACGUGGAAUAUUAGGUGUCACUACCUCUUGUUUUGACCUCAAUGUCAGCUGAGAUUACAUUUCUUUCUCCUGAAGUACCUCAUGAUAACGUGAAGGGUCUAUGAUGACUUCUAUUUAGCAUAUGUACUAAGGUCCAUGGGAAUACACAGUUUUGUCUUUGCUUGUCCUCCGUCGCCUGUGGCAGGUCUCAGCGAAGUCGUCUGCAGUGGCGCUGGUGUUUGAGAAGAUCUUCAAGAAUGGAAGUUGCUUUGUGUAAGUUCCGAAACAAUUAAAAGUUGUGAAUGCCAUGAGACAGAUCUAGUGAUAAAUUCAGUGGGGGAAGCUGGUCCGUACACCCACGUUGGAUCAGGCCAGACUUUUUUAAAGCUUGCUAUUCUGUAGGUCCUGUGUAUAAGUCAGUGGGGUGGAAGAAAUAUGUACACAGUCGUUUCACUCGUGUUCAAGGGUACCAACACGAGGACUCCGAACGGAGUCUUGACGAGUUUUAUUCGGAGAACGAAAAUUUUCCGAUUCUCUAUCAUCACCACGCACUUGUUUAUUUCACUUUCCACUGCUCUUGCUCUGUGGUUCUGACCAGACAGUCAAAGAAUCCCGGAAAUCUUGCCAGAGAGUAGUCUUCAAGUAAUAGCUUGCUCUCUUUUACAGCUCUUCCCCUCUACGGACCUGGACUCGAAGUUUUGCAUGUGGACUUUCGGGCUCAACUCUGUAAUAAAGUGAACUAUUUUCCAGUUUCGGAAGAAUCGUUCUCUAUCUUUAUGCAAG
Molecule: messenger RNA, 3594 nt
Organism: Marchantia polymorpha subsp. ruderalis
Lineage: Eukaryota; Viridiplantae; Streptophyta; Marchantiopsida; Marchantiales; Marchantiaceae
Source: the annotation of a GenBank genome assembly